AUGGAAGGCGAGGAGAGAGCGGAGGAAGGGGGGGGUCGGAGGAGUUGGCCUGAGAGAGCUGAGAGAGGGCGUAGGACACGUGAACGGUGGGAGAUGAGGUUGGAGAAGCAGAUGCAGCCGCCUUGCUUGAUUCGGAGGAAGAGCGUGGAUCUAUGGCUCUGUGAGCACGUUGUCGGAGACAAUUCGAAGCUUCUUCUUCUUCAUUUUCAUGGUAGUCUCGGAAGGAGCUCCUGUGACAGUGAGUACAUUUUGCGAGCACGAAUAGUGUUUGAAUUUUGGCGCCACAGAAUACAAGAAGGCAAAGGAAGCAGAUGA
Prunus armeniaca (apricot) is the source of this 315-nucleotide messenger RNA. The record is from the annotation of a GenBank genome assembly. NCBI's taxonomy places the organism in Eukaryota, Viridiplantae, Streptophyta, Magnoliopsida, Rosales, Rosaceae.